UUCCACUGGUUCGGGUGUGGUAAGGAAGGCCGUCUCCUACGCUGACACUGUAGUCCUAAACGACCUGUAUGUCGCAGUGAUGACGGAACCCUUUAAGGACCUUACACCGGAACAAGUGGAAGAAUUAAAGCUGACUCUGGAGACCAGCAUCGUAGAUCUGGUGGGCACUCCGAGCUCCAGCCCACACGCUCCGCACUGGCCCUCCUUCCGUGGGAAACCUUUCCACAGUGAAGGAGUGCUGAAACUACAGUGCGAGAGCAAAAGGGACGUAGAGUGGCUCAAGGACACCAUAGCCACCUGCGUGUCACCAAUUCCCGACACAAAACUGGUCGUGAAGCGCCAAAUUGACAUUCCCCGACGGGUGAAGUCCGCUGUUCUGCUACCAAGCUGUUCGGAAGACGUCAGGACGAUCCAGAUCCUCCUACGUAGACAGAACCCUUGGUAUCAGGUCAGCAGCUGGUCGCUUUACAAUGUCGAGCGCCAUGAAGGGACUACGUCUGGAGCCUUCCUGGUUCUCGGCAUCCCGGCAGACCAGAUUCCGGGAAUUAUAGCAAGGGAGCGUAGGCUUGCCUAUAAACUGGGCAAUGCCUACAUCCGAUUCUUCAACAGCAGUGGCAAGCUGCUUGAUGCGCCGCCACCUGUUGAGACUGCGACGGCUACUGUAGUGAGCGGUGCCCUCUCCGCUGCGAAGCAGAGAGAAUGCACCGCUCCUAAUACAGAAGCUGGCGCGUCGGUGUCGGAGGUUAGCGAACCGAGCUCCGUCGAAAGACAGAGCUCGACAGGCGAACCUGCGGUCCCCCAUCCAACCUCCAGCGCAAGCGAGAGGGCGGAAGGGGCGUCAGCCUGCCCGCUGACAACCCCGCGCGAGGACGCUGAUGACAGCGACCUUGAGAGGGAUGUCGCGCAGCUGAUGGACCACGACGCCCCGCUAGAAUCGGACGAGGAGAUGAGCAUCAAAGAUGGCUCCUCCACCCCUAACUAACGUCACACAAACCAACCUCCAGCAUAAACAAGCCGCAACGGCUACCUUGCGAAGAAUGCUGGAGGUCAACAACGAGGCCGUCGCCCUUAUCCAGGAGCCGUGGAUAAGGAAGGGCAGAAUCUGCGGUCUAAACAACAUCGGAGAGACUUGACUACGGUCAGGCUCCAGAGUAACUGCGCCAGCAGCCCAGAGUUAAUCAUAGCGUCUGCCUACCUGCCGGGCGACGCGGACAUACCGACGGUCGAGCUGGCAAACCUCAUCCAAUACUGCGAAAACAAGAAGCUU
This is a messenger RNA of Leguminivora glycinivorella, 1267 nucleotides long. RefSeq lists its product as uncharacterized. The record is from RefSeq and is a predicted model, not a curated record. The transcript has 2 exons. The coding region runs from base 80 to 982 and encodes 300 amino acids. NCBI's taxonomy places the organism in Eukaryota, Metazoa, Arthropoda, Insecta, Lepidoptera, Tortricidae.